AUGGUACGUUUAAGCAACCCAAUAAUCACAACCCUCAACGUCCUCACCCUCCUCAUCUCCCUCGGCGCCAUAGCUUUCGCGACGUGGCUGCACUUAAACCCCCGCGCCACGCCCUGCGCCAGGGGCCUCCAGAGGCCUGUCCUCGUCCUCGGGGCGUCGCUCCUCGCCGUGUCGUUGGUGGGGUUGGCGGGGUCGUGGCGCCGGAUAUCGGCGUUGCUGUGGGCGUACUUGGCGCUGCUGUUUGUGUUUAUCUUGGGCAUGGUUUGCUUCACUGUGUUCACUAUAGCUGUGACGAAUAAGAGUGUGGGGAGGGCUUUGUCUGGGAAAGGGUAUAAUGAGGCGAGGCUUGGGGAUUACUCGCACUGGUUGCAGAAGUAUGUGGUGAAUGCUGAGAACUGGGAUGGGAUUAAGAGUUGUUUGGUUGAGAUUAACUUCUGUGGGAAUCUCGCCGAGGAUAGAGGACCCCGGUAUUAUAAAAAUAGCGUCGCUGCCACACAGUGGGGUUGUUGCAAGCCUCCAAUAGAUUGUGGGUUCAAAUCUGACAACGCAACCUACUGGACAAGGCCGCCGAAAGGGGGGCGACCGGAAGAGGAGGAUCCAGAGUGCAAGAAAUGGAGCAACGUUCAGACACAGCUGUGUUUCGACUGCGAAUCAUGCAAGAAGGCAGUGCUGUAUAACAUCCAGAAAGAGUGGAAGAAACUGGCGAUUAUCAACGCCAGCAUCCUCGUUGUUGUUGUCGUUGUCUACUCUGUUGGCUGCUGUGCUCUAAGGAGUAACAGAGCAAAACAGAACCAAAAAGCAUAG
Molecule: messenger RNA, 804 nt
Organism: Ipomoea triloba (trilobed morning glory)
Lineage: Eukaryota; Viridiplantae; Streptophyta; Magnoliopsida; Solanales; Convolvulaceae
Product: tetraspanin-8-like
Exons: 2
Coding region: 1-804 (267 amino acids)
Biological process (GO): auxin-activated signaling pathway
Cellular component (GO): plasmodesma; plasma membrane
Source: RefSeq, a predicted model, not a curated record